AUGCAUGAUGUUCUUCCGUCAUACUCGGAGGCCAUCGCUCGACCCGACUGGCUCCAGCUUGCGGCUCCGUACGUUGCAAUCGCCGACUACCCGGCUCUGUGUCGGGUCAACAGCCGCUGCUGGCGCAUCUUUGCUCCUCUGCUUUGGAGAGACCCGUGUGCGUGGUCCAAGCGCCUGGGACGCAGCACAGACGAUGAUACCGGACCCUUUUGGAGCCGCUUUCUGCUCCAAGACGCGCAGCUGCUCUCGCCCAAGACGCGAGACUUGAUCCGCGUGGUGGAUGUGAGAAAGGCCGUUACAGGCAACGAUCACAACCUAUGGGCAGUGAUUUACAGAAAGCGCUUUUACGAACUCCUCCCGCUGCUCCCAAACGUAGAGAGCCUCCUGAUAGAUGACUAUUGCCGGAUGAAUGCCCGCUGCCUCGAGUAUUCGGAUCCGUCCCGGCCAGAUCGUCGGCUGCUGAUGCUCAGCCUGAAAAAUACCGGCCAUGGAAUCAGCCGCUCCCUCACAGAAUCCAGGCACCUCCGGGCGUUGAUCUACUUGGAUAUCUCGGGUCCUGCACCUGUCGAUUUCGCGUCACUAGACGAGAGAUGGUUACCCAACUUGCGUAUCCUCAAAAUGUGCCGUAAACAGCUCUCGACUUACCGCUGGGAGACGUGGGCAGGCAUUCUCAACUGGCGCCUCUGGAGUCUGGAUAUAAGCGAUAAUGAACUGACUGAUCAAUCCGUGCUUAAUAUGACAGGAAUGAUCGAUGAUUACGUCUUGCGCACAACGGACCACUUUGCCUCCGAGGGUAUGCUCGAGCGAUGGGACCAGCGUGGCGCUCUUGAUCAGUAUAUUCUCCGCGAGUCACCCCUGAGCCACGUAUUCCUUCCCGGCCCGAGAUACCUUAUAGACGCCCCCCCAAUCAACAAUCUGGAUGGCGCUGAUGACCCAGAUGUAUUCUGGCCUCGGGUUCGAUCUGAUGGCUCUACCCCAGUGCGUCCAGACACACUCGAAGGUGUCUUGGGUCUCCUGUCCCGGCCUGGCGUCUCUAAUGCCACAGAACAUCUGCCAGGAUCCAGAGGCAUCACACAUUUACACAUCUCAGGCAAUAAAUUUACUGCAGCCGGCAUUCAGGAGCUGUUAAUCAACUCUGAAGGUCAUUUCGAACUUUUUGAUUGUGAGCGGAUGCUCUUUUUCCCACCGAAACGGUGGAGGUCGUUCCUAAAUCCACCAAAACUCAAGGCCCCCAGGCUUUUCGUCUCCAGUGCCGUGCGAAUGAGCGGUCUCCCGGGCUUGGGACAUUUAUUUCGUCCCGUCUAUUCUUCCAAUCUUCGAGUCCUGAGGAUACAUCACUCCCUUGUGACGAAUAUCCCCACGCUCACAAUGGACGGCUUACGGUCUAUUGAAUGCGUAUAUCUGGCAGAAAACGGCGUCUUUCCCCAUCUUCAACAAGCUUACAUGCUGCCCUUUCUUCCCGAUAUGAACCCCCGGCUGCAAUCUCUUACGUUGACUUGUGUCCCGCGCCACUCCUUUGGUCCCCUCAUCUGCAGGCUGGCUUUCUUCUUCCGCAUGGUGAGCCUGCAGGAAGAGGCGUUGUCUAUCCUGACAAAAGGCGUCCAGGCGCAAGGGGGGCGGCCCCUGCGACUAGUGAGCGGCCUCAAGCAUGUGGCGCUGGAGCUGGAACCAAGGACGGCCGAGGAGCCUCUUGACUUUGACGCCGAGAAGCUCAUGGCCAGUGGCGAAGCUCCAUUCAGCUUUUUCGAUUCUCCUCUGACCGAGACCAGCAAGACAAAGCCCAAGAAGCCACGCAUAAUUGACAUUUGGAGAGAAACUCCCGACCCGUCAGAGGCUCCUCCAGUCAAGCUCGUUCGCCAUGACACGCCGGAAGGCCACAACACGAUGAGCCCCCAUCAACCAAGUAGUAGUGACCCCGAGCGCCAAACAUGGUUGCUGUAUUCCAACGUGACUACUACUGUCUCAGGUGUUACGCAUACUUCUAACUCGGUGGUUUGGGCAGGCAAUAGCUGGUCGACGAACCCCGUCAUCCGGAAAUACAACUAUCUGGUUGUCAACUACCGCAUGCAAGAAGGAGUCGGGCCAGCUACCAUGCAUCAAACUAGGGCUGGUGCUCCGGUGGGCUGUCUCCUUUUCCACACAGCUUGGCUCUUCGCAGCCACGCCGCAGAGCUUGGAGUUGCCACCGAAUGUCGACGCGCUGAAGAAACUGGAUGUGGCCGCUGAGGUGCGGCAGCGUUGGUGCCGGACACCAGAGGAUUACCAGAGGGCAAAGGAACGCUUCCCUAUUGAUCAACUUUUCAUCUGGGGCGGCAAGUUGGAAAUUGUCGAACCCGAGCCGGUGGAUAAUGGCUGGCUCCUCUGGAAGCCGCAUAAUGAAUAUGAGCCUCCGUAUGACUAUGAAGGAGAAUGA
This is a messenger RNA of Trichoderma citrinoviride, 2412 nucleotides long. RefSeq lists its product as hypothetical. The transcript is spliced from 2 exons. The record is from RefSeq and is a predicted model, not a curated record. The coding region runs from base 1 to 2412 and encodes 803 amino acids. Lineage: Eukaryota; Fungi; Ascomycota; Sordariomycetes; Hypocreales; Hypocreaceae.